Messenger RNA from Prunus armeniaca (apricot), 762 nucleotides. The record is from the annotation of a GenBank genome assembly. NCBI's taxonomy places the organism in Eukaryota, Viridiplantae, Streptophyta, Magnoliopsida, Rosales, Rosaceae.
AUGAAGGACAUACCUAUUGUAAGGGAUUUUGAACUAAAAUUGGACAUUUUCAACGAGAUUUCUGAGAAGACUAAGACGAAGAAACUGUUGAGGAUAUUUGUUGGAAGCUCGGUUGAUGACCUCGGCCCUCUUCUGGAAGCAGAAAUAGGAAUUGUCAUCAAUCCUUGCGAUCACCUUUUGGCGGUAGGCUAUCAAUUUGGGAUGACUUUUAUGCCACUGUUGUGGGCAGUCAUUCAAAAAAGCAAACAAAUGCGAGAAGGAACAGGGAAUGAGAAGCCACAUGACAAUAAGAAGCCACCUCAUGACGAUAUUCUUGAACCUAAAUCUGCAAAGCCAAAGAAUGCUGGUGUUAAGGCAUUGUCAGGUUCUCGGUUGUAUUUUGAUGGCUCUGAGAAGCCAAAGAGUGUUUGUGCUAAGCCACCUCACUACGAUAUUCUUGAACCAAAGCCAAAGAAUAGUGGUGUUAAUAUAUUGUCACCUAAGUCUACAACACUUUUGACACUUUUGUUAAAGGUAAAGGAUGCUGUAAAGCUAUCUUUAGCUGAGAAUGAAGCUAAGACUGCUAAAGAUGAGAAUGUGAAAGUUGAAAAGCAACAAGCUGAGAAGCCAAAGAGUGCUGCAAACAUACCUUCAAUUGAAAAUGAAGCUAAAACUGCUGAAGAUGAGAAUGUGGAAAAAAGCAACAAGCUGAGAAGCCAAAGAGUGUUGCAAACCUACCUUCAACUGAGAAUGAAGCUAAGACUGCUGAAGAUGAGAAUGUGA